This is a messenger RNA of Centropristis striata (black sea bass), 2110 nucleotides long. Its product is annotated as coiled-coil domain-containing protein 127-like. The transcript is spliced from 4 exons. NCBI's taxonomy places the organism in Eukaryota, Metazoa, Chordata, Actinopteri, Perciformes, Serranidae. The record is from RefSeq and is a predicted model, not a curated record. The coding region runs from base 159 to 980 and encodes 273 amino acids.
CUUUAAACAUUUAAUGGGAUCUUUAAAGAAGUGACUUCCCACGAAAUACCCUCCAUCGUUAUAGUUGGUCUGCUGGCUAAAACGUGAAAUUGUAUAACCAGGGUGUGCAGGAACAAAUGUAUAAGUGACCUAGACUUUUCAUUCAAGGAGCCGCCUCCAUGAACAACUUGAAUGACCCCCCCAGAUGGAACAUCCAACCAGACCCCAGAGGAAGGGGGGCGGGGGCCGCUGAUGGCAACCAAUGGAACUACGCUCUGCUGGUCCCGAUGCUGGGACUGGCUGCCUUUCGUUGGAUCUGGACCAGGGAGUCUCAAAGGGAGAUCCACAAGGUUAAAACCCAGUAUGACAAAGACGUGUCCACAAUAAAAAGUGAGAUGGAGGCACGGUACCGGGAGACACUGACAGAGAGGCGCAGGGCAGCGGCUACAUUAGAGCUGGAGCUGGAGAAGGAGAGACAGAGGGUCAAAGGGUACAAGCAGGCCCUGGUCUCACAGAGCCACCAGCUUAUGGAAGAACGGAAACAGUUGCACAAGGAGCGUGAGGUCUUGGAGGAAGAGAAACAAAGGCUGCUGACAUCUGGCGCUGCAGGCGCUGUACUGCAUCGCGCUCUGGAACAAGAGAACAUCUGGUACCAGCGAGCCACCACCACUCUGAAGGAGCUAGAGGGUCAGCUUGUCGAGCGCCAGAACGCCUACUGUUCCCUCAUCCAGCCUCGAGACCAGAGGCUGGAGAUGGAGAAGAACAUGCUGCUUAAGGUUGUCAAAGACCCCAUCGGGACAGAACUGGAUCUAGAGUCUGAUCUGAAGGAUAUUUUUAAGAGAGAUAAGCACUGUGCUGACCUGCUUAACAUGGACAAGAGAAGGAAUGGCAGCCUCAUGUGGGUGUACCUGAAAUACUGGCAGCUGCAGGUCACCGUCCAGAAACACAAGAGAGCUGAAGAAGCCAUAUUAGGAGGGAAAAUCCAGUCUCAAACAAAGUGACAAACCCAAGCCACUGUUUUGUCAUUUGACUUUGAAUAAUGUUUAAAGUAUGUGGAUCAGGAAUGGAAAGUGCAUGUAUUUUUCACAGUGUAAUUAUCUUUACUUGAUAGGGAUGUUAUGGAAACACACAAGAGGUAACCUCAACCAGAUGAUGAUAAACAUCAUAUUUGACAGGUUUUGAGCAUGCUGGAAUACACUGAUACCGUAACUUCCCAAAUUAAGACUCAUUAGCUUUAAAUUAACUGCAUAAAAAAGGGAUAAUGAUAGAAAUGCACUUGGAUCAUUCAAGUGAUAUCCAUAUUGGAUGCACAACUGAUGUUAAAAUACAUAGAGAUAUAUUUUUUCCAUUUAGCCCCUUGGAAAACUUUUGAUUCUCUCAGUGCCAUGAAUUACUGCAAGGUGCAUAUAUUGUAGUCCUUCCAUUAACUGUUCCCAAAGUGAUGUAAUAUCACAUCUAUUUGUUGCUUCAAGUGUCUUGAGAAAAAAAAGACAAUAAAUACUACUAUUUUGAAGAAAAAAAAACAGCUUGGAAUCAUUAACACAUUGGCAACAAUAUAUUUCUAACAUUAUCUUUAAGUGUGUUGACACCAUGCAUUAAUCUGUUGGGCAAUUGUUGGACAUAUUAAUCAUGAUAUCUUUGGGACUUGUUUGUUUUUACUAGUACUUCUGUGCAUAAUAUGAACAAUCCCUCCAUAAAUGAAAUGUGUUGUCAUUUAUAAUACAUGGCCCAAAGCCAGGAGAACAAUGUGUCUCAUUGCUGGUUGAGAUUUUUAGUCUUUAAUGCAGGUUUUAAGGGAACUUUUUAUCUAUCAGGGCGCGACGGGACUCUGAAGGUGCAUGAGAAUCUAAAUAAGUGAAUAGAGCACAAAGUAGUGCUCAGUGCUGCAACACCUUACCACAAUACAGCAACAAAAUAGUCAAACAACACCCUUAAACUUCACACUACAUCCCUGUGACAAAUGAUAAGUAAAGCUGUAGCAUUUCUUUAAAUGAACCAUGCCUAUCUUUGAUGUUAUAUCCUUGUUUGGACCAUAACUUGGUGAUUAGGUGCUGGAUGUGAUGCCAUAAACUCAAAUGUACUGACUCUAACCACUCUGAAAUCCUAAUAAAUUCCUGGUCAAAGAAAUCAA